Molecule: messenger RNA, 1218 nt
Organism: Lithohypha guttulata
Lineage: Eukaryota; Fungi; Ascomycota; Eurotiomycetes; Chaetothyriales; Trichomeriaceae
Exons: 1
Coding region: 1-1218 (405 amino acids)
Biological process (GO): carbohydrate metabolic process; GDP-mannose biosynthetic process
Cellular component (GO): cytosol
Molecular function (GO): zinc ion binding; mannose-6-phosphate isomerase activity
Source: RefSeq, a predicted model, not a curated record
AUGACUGAGUCUGUGAUACAGCUAAGAUGCGAUUGCAACCAAUACCCAUGGGGAAGGGUCGGCAAGCACUCCCUGGCAGCCCGUCUAGCAGCCAACAUACCAGGUGGUGGCUUCAAACUGGAUGAAGACACAAAUUACGCUGAGAUGUGGAUGGGUACAUACCCAGAACUUCCAUCAUAUGUGUUGAAGACUGGCGAGAAUCUACAAGAUGUAUUGAAUGCUAACAAGGAAAAGCUGAUUGGCAAGAAAGUACUAGACAAGUUCGGCAGCGACUUGCCAUUCUUGCCUAAGAUUCUCUCCAUUCAGAAAGCACUACCACUUCAAAUUCAUCCUAACAAGGAGUUGUCGGAGAAGCUGCAUAAAGAGGACCCAGAAAAGUAUAGCGAUCCAAAUCACAAGCCAGAAAUUGCGGUCGCCCUGUCAGACUUCGAGGCAUUUUGUGGAUUCAAGCCAAAGACAGACAUUCAGGGACUACUUGAACUUGAGCCACUUCAGCAGUUUAACCCAGACAAAAGCAGGUGGUCCGACAACACUUUGCGGGAAGUGUGCCGAUCUAUGCUUACAGCUUCUGAGGAUACGGUUGCUUCCACAUUAAAAAAGCUCGGAGACACAUCGCGUGGAACGCUGGGUGAACAGGCAUAUAUCCUGGAUCUUAUCCCUCGACUCAUCAACCAGUACGGUGCUUCUGAUAACGGUAACCUAGUUGCCCUAAUCCUGAUGAACUUCCUCACCUUCAAGCCUGGUGAGUCGAUUUGGAUUCCAGCAGAUGGUAUUCAUGCUUAUCUGAGUGGCGACAUCGUGGAAUGUAUGGCUAGAUCCAACAACGUUAUCAAUACGGGCUUCUGCCCAGCGGCUGACCGGGAUAAUGUGGAUAUGUUCUGCGGCGCCCUUACCUUUCAGCAGCAUGACGCCAAAAAGCCCUUGCUGCCCAGAGUAGAGUCGGAAAAGAGCAGCUCUGGCAAGACCCAGGCACUCAAGCCUCCGAUGAGUGAGUUCAAUAUGCUUGUCACAGAACUCAAGACUGGAGAAAGCGAUCAGAUCAAAGCAGUCGAAGGGCCAAGUGUGGCAUUCAUGACUAGUGGAAAGGGUAAAAUGAAGGCUGAGGGCAAGGAACAUGAUAUCAGCGCUGGAUACAUCUACUAUAUUGGUUGUGGUGUGGAGGUUUCGUACGAGUCGUCGUCAGACGAUUUUGCUUUGUAUCGAGCUUAUGCGGAAUAG